Dibothriocephalus latus is the source of this 1002-nucleotide messenger RNA. The record is from the annotation of a GenBank genome assembly. Lineage: Eukaryota; Metazoa; Platyhelminthes; Cestoda; Diphyllobothriidea; Diphyllobothriidae.
AUGGCGAGUGAGGUCACUGCGGACGCUGGUGAUUCCUCGUCCACGUUCCACGUCGAUGCCCUCUGUAGCCCAUACAGCGGCCCCCGCCGAGGUGUCUGCAUCAACUUGCCCGGCUCCUAUCACUGUAACUGCUCCCUUGGUUAUGCUGGACGCAACUGCCAGAUUAAGAACCUCACCCCACUGAACCCGGAUCCUAAUGCCCUGGGCUUGACCCAACUCCAUGUCUGCAUCAUCGUCAGCCUACUGGUCUUCCUUCUCAUUGCCGCUCUGACGACUCUCGUCCUGCUUACUUGUCGAUUUAAGCGCAAGGCAGCUGGCAUCUACCAGAGUGGUGCGCCCCUUCAUCAGCUUCACCACCAGCAGUUGUCCUGGGAAAAGGCCGGUCAAUCAAACGUCAUUCCUAUGGUGCUUUUGCCCGCCUCCCCCACACCCAGCUUUGUUGCAAACUCGCAGGGCAUGCUUAGCUACAUGCCUGCCUCCGUUUCGACUGUAAGACGCUUCGGUGGUCAGUCACCAGUCAACCCUGGCGGAGUAUUUGUCGAUCCGUCAACAGGAGUAAGUUAUACUGCAGUUCCGCAGUCGCAGUUGAUCCAUUCAAGCGGGCCAAUGUACGCUCGCCCGAGCUCUUCCAAUACCAUCGGGUCAGACCGGAUUUCGCUAGGCUCGGGCUCGGAUCGCUUCUCAGUGCACAGUGAGUCCCGACAGAAGCGGGAUCAAGUCCGGCUUGCGGCCUCGCCGGCCGCCGCCUACUAUGUUUAUCCCGUCGCGUCAGUAGAGUCCACCCAACCAUCACUGUCCGAACAACAGAUGUCGUCAAUUCCUAGUCCAACCCAACAACUGCGGCCUUUCCUUGCUGUCUCGCCCUCCACUGAAGUGCUCCCACGCCGUCCACAGCCCGCCAAUGUCGCGCAACGUACCAACCGGCGUGAGGGUGUCGUGGAUGCAUUAAAUUCCAGCCAAGUUGCUGCCGGUUAUGCUCCUUCCGGUAUGGCAUUACUUUAG